AUACUGUGUGCAGAUGUGGUCGCCCCAUCUCAAAAAAGAUAUAUUGGAAUUGGAAAAGGCUCAGAAAAGGGCUACAAAAAUGAUUAGGGGUAUGGAACGGCUUCCAUAUGAGGUGUGAUCAAUAAGACUGGGACUUUUCAGCUUGGAAAAGAGACGGCUAACGGGAGAUAUGAUUGGUGUAGAGAAAGUAGAUUAGGAAGUGUUGUUUACUACUUUCAUACCACAAGAAGUAGGGGUCACCAAAUGAAAUUAAUAGGCAGCAGGUUUAAAACAAACAAAAGGAAGUAUUUCUUCACACAAUGCACAGUCAACCUGUGGAACUCCUUGCUAGUGCAUGCUGAGAAGGCCAAGACAUUAACAGCGUUCAAAAAAAGAACUAGAUAAAUUCAUGAAGGAUAGGUCCAUCAAUUGCUAUUAGCCAGGAUGAGCAGGGAUGGUGUCCCUAGCCUCUGUUAGCCAGAAGCUAGGAAUGGGUGAUAGUGUAUGGAUCACUUGAUGAUUACCUGUUCUGUUCAUUGCCUCUGAAGAACCUGGCUUUGGCAAUUGUUGGUAGACAGGAUACUGGGCUAAAUGGAUAUUUGGUCUGACCCAGUAUGGCCAUUUUUAUGAUGGCAGUAGGGAAUGAUGAUAAAAGACUGACACCUUUUAUUUUUCAGAUAAUUAUUUUCAAUAAUAUAUUGGCCUGCUCCUCUGAGGGACACUUUAAGAAACUGCCACUCUGUUUUACCAGACAUACUGCUGCUGAUCCUGAAUGAUCUUUUCUUUUUCUGAAUGGAUGAAAGAAGAUGGAACAGGUUAAUUCAAGGUUGCCCUUUAAAAAAGGCCUCUGAGUUGUAGUAGGCAGCACACAAAAGAGUCUGAAGUCACACAUGUACAUCCAGAUUUUUACCCCUUCCUCUGGAGUUGAAAUUAUUCUGCAGUCGGAUCUGGUGAUGCAGAUGAACAUAUGGAUAUUAUUUCCCACUUUUACUAUGCAAAUUCACUACGUAAAUUAAUGUACACAAAUAUAGGAUUCAUACAUAAACAGAUAGCCAAGGACCAAGAGUUUUUUUGUUUUUAAACUUAAUAUUAAUCGCUAUUAUAUACAGAAAAUAGAGUGCACAUACACAAGGCAGAUUACUCUGUUUUCUCUAAAAUGAAACAACCACUAAUCUAUAGACUCUAUAGAGGAUAGAAUCCUGUUAAUUUACUUUUAAUUUUUCUCUUAUAACGUUAGAUGACUAUACAUGAGACACAAUUAUAUUCUGCCUGAAUGCAAACCAAAUAAUGUAUAACGCAUUGCUUGUAAAAAUUGGCGUGGUAUGUGGCCUUUUUGUAAAAACAACUGCUUUGGUUGUUUUGCUUGGUUAAGUAUGGUCAUACAGGUAUGACAUACAGAUUAACUUUUUUGAUACAAUGUUCUACUUUUCACAGCUUUAUUUAAUAAUUAAAAUAUUUUUGCAUUUCUACGCAUUGAAACCUUUAGGUUUCUCAGUAGUAUCUAAUACUUUUUGUCCACAGAACAUCGUGUAAGUGACUCAAACUACAUUUUCAGAGAUUUUUUUUUAAUUUAAAUUUUUUGGAGAGGAUGACUAUAUCAUACUGUUAAAAAGAUCUAGACUUAAGAGGAAAGUAUAUUAAAAAAAAUUAAAAACCAAAACACUGCUAUUCAACUUUUAAAAGGAAAAGAACACUGAAGUUGUUUUUCAGAACUGUUGAGAAGUUCUCGCUAAAAAUGCAGCUGUAAAAAACAUAUUCAGCAUACAAAUCUACCCACAGGAGAAGUUCCAGAAACACAAGCCUUUUUAUUACAGAGCUUUGUGUAUUGUUAAAAUAAUUGUAAGCAAAUGAGUGCAUGGAAAAUCUCAUUUAAUAGAUUGGGGCCAGAAACAGGAAUUUUAAAGGUGUAUAAAUAAGAAAAGGUUUUUGAAAUAUUUGAUCAUUUUAGGUGGUAAAAAGUCCCUUACGUAAAUUCAUGCAUUUUCUUACAUACUGUGAUAGGAGAGAAAGGGAGGAGUAUUUUAUAUAUUACAUUUUCAUAACUGGCUAUUUUUCAUAUUCUAAUUAAGCCGUUUAGGAAACAUGUUCAAAAAGGGCAACUCCUUCUAAUACAGAGACCAACUGUAGAAAGGGAAUUGGUGGAUAUCACUAGAAAUAUAGUAAUUUUUUUUUAAAUAACAUUUUCAUAAAGGACUGUCAUUAAUGGCAAAAAUUCCAUUGACUUAGAGGAACAGAAUUGGACUCUGAAGUAUUAAUGACUUACGACUGCUUCUCUGAUGCCUCUAAAUACUUCAAUGUAUAUUGAGCAUGGGCAAGUUUUGCUCUAUAUUACCCAACCAGCUAUGUCGUUAGCGAAAUUAAAUAACAAGUGUAUUCUUAGUUCUAACAUCUAACUGUGGAACAUGUCUGAACAACAUCAUAACAUCAUAAAACAAGAGAAGAACUAUACAUAUAUUUUGCAGAAGGGAAAAAACUUCUCACAUACAAGACGGGGGAGGAGGAGCGGCGGUAUGUGAACACUGCUUCAGCUGCUCCCGGUUGAGAACACUUCCUCCUUGACCCCAGGGGAAAAAAUUAUUUCUCCCAGACAGCCCAAAGCUCCACUCUAGCUAGUGGGGUGAGAGUUCUCUCAGAUCCUCAGGAGUUCUUUGCAUGAUUUUGUAGAAGCUGUCAGAAGUCAUAGAUAGUAGCACAAAUGUUUUCAAUCUUUUAGAAGUAGCAAGGCCAUGCAGACAUCUCAAGAACAUCUCUGACAUGGCUUACUUGUAUCCAGGUACUCAAGGAACACCACACAUUGUCAGCAUCAUGUCAUGGAGGUUAUUGCACACAGGGAUAACUUUCAAAAACUUUAUCACAAUUACCCAAUACCAAUAUCUUCAAAAUGCCAUUGCAAUUCAGGAGGAAAUGGCCAAAAUUACAGUUCUGCAUCUCAAAUAAUCAUGUACACACUUUGCUGUCUUAUUUUCAAUGGCCAAAACAUUACACAAGAAACUUAACAAAUUCAUUUGAAUCAUUCUUCGAAUUCUCUAAAUUUUAAUUAAUAUGAUUUGUGUUCCUGUGCCAGUUAUAGGUCAUUGAUAAUGAAUGCUAUUGAACGGUUUCACUUUUCAUGCAAGCUAGGCAAAACUGUGCCUGAAAGGCCUGUAGCAGAGGAUGGCACAGAGUACCACCACCCAAAAGGAAGCUCCUAGAGACACUGGAUCAAAUUUUCAAAAACAUUUAAGUGUCUAAAGAUGCAGAUAGGCACCUACUGGGAUUUUCAGAAGUGCCUAAGCAGGUGAGGCACCUACUUCCCAUUGGUUUCAAUGGGAGUCAGAUACCAAACUUGCUUAGAUGCUUUCCAAAAUCCCACUAGAUGCCUAUCUAAAAACCUUUGAAAAUCUGGCUUGUUGUCCCUGCUUGAGAAACAAUGCCUCUUGGACAACAGGGGGAAUCAGCCACUUUACAGGGUGCAGCAUAUCAUUUAUGUAAUGCGGGCAGUGCUCUGCUAGCCAGUGUUAUUAACAGUUGGGCAUUGAGUCAUAGAGGCCUCAGGUAAAAUCCUGGCCCUUCUGAAGUCUGUGGCAGGGCUGAACCAGGCAAUGUGUCUCUUUGCUGCUGCUGGGCUGGGUCUGGGCAUCGUGUCUUCUCACUUCUGCUGGGCUGGGCCUGGGCUGCGAGUCUCCCUAUUGUCAGUUGCAGUGAUCUAUCAGAAGUGAAGGGGUGGGACCAUCAUUCUCCCUGGCUGGUGUAACAGCAGGGCCAACAGAAAAAAGCCAAGAAAGCCAGAACUCAGGCUGCAGCUCCCAACCUGAGACUGUGGGUUCUGGGGCCAACCAGAAUCAGGGACAGUUGAGAGGGAUGUGAUUGUUUCAAAAACUAUUUUGAAAAAAUACUUGCAGAUAAAGGUAUUUAAAGCAUAAGUAACUUUUUUAAAAUGUGCUUAAAUACAAGUACAACAUGUUCAAAGUAACUGUGCACAAGUACAUAUGGCACUUCAAAAUACUUAUAUAUGUAAAUACAAUGUACAAAAUGUACUUAAAUACAUGGGGACAUGUGGCAAAACCCCCACUGACUUUAUUGGGGUGUAGAUUUCAUCCCUCAUCCUUGAAAGCUAAGGACUGUGUAUAUACCUGGUCCCUGCACGUGACUAAGGCCAUGUCUACACGAGCGAGCUUACAGCAGCACAGCUGUACUGCUGUAAGAUAGCUCGUGCAGCUGCUCUAUGCUGACAGGAGGAGCUCUCCUGUCCACUUAUUAAACCACCUCUAAAGAGCAGCAGUAGCUAUGUUGGCAGGAGAAGCUCUGUCAGUGUAACUUAUGUCUCAAAGGCCUCGUCUACACUACGAGUUUAUGUCGGAUUUAGCAGCAUUAAAUCCGAAUUAACCCUGCACCCGUCCACAUAACGAAGCCGUUUUUUCGGCAUAAAGGGCUCUUAAAACCAAUUUCUGUACUCCUCCCCAACAAGGGGAUUAGCGCUGAAAUCGACAUCGCCAUUUCGAAUUAGGGUUAGUUUGGACGCAAUUCGAAGGUAUUGGCCUCUGGGAGCUAUCCCACAGUGCACCAUUGUGACUGCUCUGGACAGCACUCUGAAAUUGGAUGCACUGGUCAGGCCUACAGGAAAAGCCCCGGGAACUUUUGAAUCUCAUUUCCUGUUUGGCCAGGCGAGCUCAUCAGCACAGGUGACCAUGCAGUCCCAGAAUCGAAAAAGAGCUCCAGCAUGGACAGAACGGGAGGUACGGGAUGGGGAGAGGAAUCCGUGCUAACAGAACUAUGUUCCAAAAGACGAAAUGCCAAAACAUUUCAAAAAAUCUCAGAGGCCAUGAGGGACAGAGGCUACAUCAGGGACCCAACACAGUGCCGCGUGAAACUUAAGGAGCUCAGACAAGCGUACCAGAAAACCAAAGAAUCAAACGGAUGCUCCGGGACAGAGCCCCAGACAUGCCGCUUCUAUGCUGAGCUGCAUGCAAUCCUAGGGGGGACUGCCACCACUACCCCACCCCUGUCCGUGGACUCCGAGCAUGGGAUACUCUCCCCCAUGCCUGAGGAUUUUGCAGAUGGGGAAGAUGAGGAGAACGAGGAGCUUGGGGAGAGCACACAGCACACCGUUUUCCCCAACAGCCAGGAUCUUUUUAUCACCCUGACUGAAAUACCCUCCCAACCCAACGAAGCUGGAGAAGGGACCUCUGCAGCUGCAAAUGUUUCAAGCCUCCCUCCUCCAUCCCAGAGGCUAUCUCAGAUAAGACGGCGAAAAAAAUGCACGCGUGAUGACAUGUUCUCUGAGCUCAUGCAGUCGUCCGGCACUGACAGAGCUGUGUGGAGGGAAACAAUAGCAGAAUACAGGACGGUGACGGAUGAACGUGAGGAAAGGUGGCAGCAGGAAGAUCAGAGGAGGCAUGAGGCAAGGCUGGAGCUACUGCGGGAUCAAACGGACGUGCUCCGGCAUCUGGUGGAGGUUUAUGAACGGCAGCAGGAUCACAGAUUGCCGCUGCAGCCUCUGCUUAACCGCCCUCCCUUCUCCCCAAGUUCCAUAGCCUCCUCACCCAAGAACGAGGGUGGGAGGCUCUGGGCACCCAACCACUCCACCCCAGUGGACAGCCCAAGCAACAGAAGGCUGGCAUUCAACAAGUUUUAAAGUGGUCUUUUCCUUCCCUCCUACCCUUCCCCCACAGCCCACCUGGGCUAUCUUGUGAGUUAUCUCCCUAUUUUUAUAAUCAAUUAAUAAAGAAUACAUGUUUUUUAAACAAUAGUGACUUUAUUUCCUUUGCAAGCAAGCUGUGAUCAAAGGCGGGAGGGCGGGUGGCUUACAGGGAAUUAGAGUCAACCAAGGGGGUGGGUUUUCAUCAAGGAGAAACAAACAGAAGUGUCACACAGUACCCUGCCAGUCAUGAAACUGGUUUUCAAAGCUUCUCUGAUGCGCACCACUUCCUGCUGUGCUCUUCUAACUGUCCUGGUGUCUGGCUGCGCAUAUUCAGCAGCCAGACGAUUUGCCUUAACCUCCCACCCCACCAUAAACGUCUCCCCCUUACUCUCACAGAGAUUGUGGAGCACACAACAAGCAGCAAUAACAAUGGGAAUAUUGGUUUCGCUGAGGUCUAAGCGAGUCAGUAAACUGCGCCAGCGACGCUUUAAACGUCCAAAUGCACAUUCUACCACUAUUCUGCACUUGCUCAGCCUGUAGUUGAACAGCUCCUGACUACUGUCCAGGGUGCCUGUGUAUGGCUUCAUGAGCCAGGGCAUUAAGGGGUAGGCUGGGUCCCCAAGGAUAACUAUUGGCAUUUCAACAUCCCCAACAGUUAUUUUCUGGUCUGGGAAGUAAAUCCCCUCCUGUAGCCGUUUAAACAGACCAGAGUUCCUGAAGACGCGAGCGUCAUGAACCUUUCCCGGCCAUCCCAUGUUGAUGUUGGUGAAACGUCCCUUGUGAUCCACCAGUGCUUGCAGCACCAUUGAAAAGUACCCCUUGUGGUUUAU
This is a messenger RNA of Caretta caretta (loggerhead turtle), 6429 nucleotides long. RefSeq lists its product as uncharacterized. NCBI's taxonomy places the organism in Eukaryota, Metazoa, Chordata, Testudines, Cheloniidae. The record is from RefSeq and is a predicted model, not a curated record.